This is a messenger RNA of Xiphophorus couchianus (Monterrey platyfish), 4948 nucleotides long. RefSeq lists its product as uncharacterized. The record is from RefSeq and is a predicted model, not a curated record. Bases 39 to 1334 code for a protein of 431 amino acids. The transcript is spliced from 4 exons. NCBI's taxonomy places the organism in Eukaryota, Metazoa, Chordata, Actinopteri, Cyprinodontiformes, Poeciliidae. Gene Ontology annotation, molecular function: protein binding.
GCCGCCAGUUCCGCCUGCUUUCUCCGUUGGCUCUGACAAUGACGACGGCUCUCCAGCUUCCCAACGAACUAUGGCUGCAGGUGUUCAGCUUUCUGUCCUGGAAGGACAAGCUGAGUAUGCGCUGCACUUGUUCUCACUUUAAGCAGCUGCUGGAUGAAUGUCGGCCUCUGUGGCGGGGCUUUAGCGUGGUGCUGAAGGACCUGUCCCGGUACAACCGCGCCUUCUGGCGGAGCCUCGCUCGGAGGCAGCUGGACAGCGUCGCCCUGCGGGGAGGGAGGAAGAGGGACCUGAAGCUGCUCUCUGUCUGGCUGCCUCUGCUCCAGGCCCUGCGGCUGGACAGCUGGAGGGGAAACGACGUCCAGGAGCUGAAGCGGUUCCGCCACGUACACAGCCUGACUCUCACAGCCUUUUCAGAGCCGCUGGUGAACCUGGAGUUCCUCCUUCCUCUGGGUCAGCAGCUGACCCAGCUCAGCCUGUGUAAUGUCCAGCUGGCCUGUCCCCCCUCCCAGGUGCUGGCCAGCCUCUCCCAGCUGACUCGCCUCAGGUCUCUGGUCCUGCACCAUGAUGGCUGUCUGAAGAUCCCGACGCUCAGAGGUGUCCUCUCUCCGCUGGUUAACCUCAACUCCCUGUCCUGGACCAUGAUAAACUACAAAAGGCUGUCUCAGGACUUCUUCUGCCCGGCCACUGGCCCAGCUGCUGGUGCCUCCCUGCAGCUGUCUGAGCUGCAGCUGCUGAAUUACGAUGCUGCAGUCACGCCGGAAGUUCUGCAACCUUUGUCCAAUCUCCGCAGCCUGUCCGUCUUCCACCUUUACUCUGUACCUGGACCCACCUGUCACCUGCAGACAUGGCUGUCAUCACUGCAACAGCUCUGCAGCCUGAGUGUGCACGGAGGGCACCCCCUGGUGGUGUAUGCUGACUUCCUCCCAUCCUCCCUCCGCAGCCUGACUCUGUGUGUGGACCUUCAGCCUGAGGACCUGCAGGUCGUCUCCUUCAGAGUUCCCAACCUGAGGCACCUGCACCUGGAGCCAUGGAGCUCCUCCUCCAAACUAGUCAGGCUCCUCCCACAGCUGUUCCCUGGCCUGAGGACGCUGGCCAUCAGACAUCAUCACGUGUCGGAUGAAGACUUCCUGGGUCUCCAUCAGCUCCAGCAUCUCAACACUCUGGAAGUUCUGGAUUCCUUUUACAGGCCAGAUCCUAAAGAUCCGAGCUGGGUCAUCUAUAAGCCAAGUCCUCGUCUGCUGCAGCUGAUCUCUGACCUGCAGAAACUGACCAAUCACAAAGUCAGAGUUCUCACCAAUACACACAUAGACCUGCUCCCCUGUGGCUGCGUCUGACUGGAGACCAGGACCAACAUCUCCACCAAAACGCUCUGACUGUCCAGUGGAACCAAACAGGGCCAGGUGCAGUCCUACUUCUCAUUCUUGGGAUUCUGAUUGGCUAUGAGGUGGCAGGUUUUCAGGGUAUAUUGUGGCUCUGCCCCCUGUGGUCUUCUCCGGUACUGUCCAGUCUCAGUUCUGAGUGGGUUUGAAGUUGUUGCCCAACCACCGAGAUUCUUCUUUACUUUGUGAAAGACAUUCGGUUUAUUAGUGUGCUGUGAAAAAGGAUUUCCUUCGGUUCUUGCUUUUUUGUCACAUUUGAAAUGCUCACGUCAUCAAAUGAAUUUCAUCAUGAAACAAAGAUGACCUCUGGUGACCUGUCCAGGGUGUAGCCUGCCUCUCCCGGUGCCUGUUAGAGAUGGAGCUGUUUUCAAAUCAUGGUUUCAUUUAUUAAGAAAAAAACCUGAUCUUAUGUGAAAAAGUAACUGAAGCUGCUACUAGACACUCGAGAACAUGAACAGCUUGUUUAAGGUCAUGCCACAGAAUUUUAAUUGGAUCCAAGUCCAGACUUUGAGUAGGCCACUCCUAAACCUUCAUUUUUUUUAUUUAUUCAGAGAUGGACUUGCUGGUACGACUCAGAUCACUGCCCUGCUGUUUACCCCCAAUCUGUUUAAACUUAAAGGGGCAAAAUUAGACAUUUUCCUGCCACAUGGUGCCAUUGUGUAGUAACUGUGUUGCCUUCAGUUGUUGUAAAAAUGCUGCAUAUAUCAAAUAUGUCUCGAAAGAAAUCUGACUUCCCAGUUGAACACCUUGAAAUUGGGCCUCUGUCUCUUUAAGAAGCUCCUACUCGUCCAAUCCGACCCUUGACCUUCAGCACAUUUUCUGUUAAGCCUUUUACAGCCAUUUUAACAGCAAUGCACUAAGUAGUAGUAACUAUGAUGAGCUCAACAGACCCCAGCUCCAGCAGGUGUUUGCUAAUUGCUGCUGCUAGUCUGGAGGAGUUGAGUGGAAAUGGGUGAUGCUCAUUUAAGCAUUUAGUCCCCCUUCCCCCAUCCUGCAAGUGGUUGCUAUGGGAGAUUCAAGGUUUUGUCAAAAAUACACAAAUAACAUUAUAAUAUGAUGUAAAGCUCUAAAAAGUUGAUUGUUCACAACACUGCCCCUUUAAGAACACUAAAGGGAAGAUGUUGCUCUGCAGUGACAGCUUUAACCUUGAAACUCUCCAACAUGUCAUUUCUGUCCAGUCUCUCCCUUGUUGUUGAAAAGCCUCUAAAAUGGCUGAAUUAAACCAAUUCCUGCAAAGCAGAGUGGGUCGUAAUUCAUCCACAGCCAUAACUGGAUGUGAUUACCAGUUAUCACAAACACUAGAUGGCAGCUGUUGGUAGUAAGUGAAGGACAACUAGUUAUCAGGCCUGGUGGUGCUAACAGGGCCCGCUGGGUCUGGAUGGUUUUGGCUCCCUUGAUAAAUGUAAUCAUCACAUCCAAGCUGCUUCCUGUAUUCACUUGCUUAUCUUUGAUAUUAAAAUGUGACGAAAAUGCAAAAGCAGAAGAAAUCUGAAAGGUGGCAGAGACUUAGUGAGGCAGCUGAGCGGUGCUGAGGUUGGUUCUUCCUUUUGCUCAGUGAAUGUCUGCACUUCUGAUUGGAAUUCAUUGUUUUAUGCCUCACUAUCAAUUUUUUACAUGUUGGAUUCAUGUAUCCAGAUUUAAUUUUAAAUGGAAUGAAUUUAUACACCAACUGUGCAUUAAGUGCCUUGGCCAGUUGGAAUCAGACCCACAACCCACAGUCUCAUGAGCGUCGUGCAGCUUGGUGCUCGCUGUCGGAUGACGGGGCGCUGACAGUGGAGUCCUGCAGACCUCAGGUGAUCCUGGCAGAUUGUUUUUUCCAGAUCGCUCAUCUUCUGCAUGUAGCCAGAAAACCUGGACCACAUUCAGAGGAAGAUACCUGACAGAGUUCGUCUAGCUCAUUUUUUUCUACGUUUACCUCUUAAUACAUCAUCAAACACUAAAAACAAACAGCUCUCUAGAAGAUGUCUGUUUUAUACAAUGUGCUAAAUAAACCUGCUAGUGCCUGAAGUUUUCUUUUGCACUUUUUUAUGUUUUUAAUGAAGAACCUUUAUGUGCUUUAUGUUUGUGUUGAAGUUUGAUUGCACUGGUUGCAGUUUUUGGCUGAUCACUGAUAUUUAAAGGGCCUGGCCUGCCGAUAGUUUUGUCUGAGAAGUGGCUUAGUGAUCCGCAGUGGUUGUUAACCAUCCACAGGUGGAGCUGCUGGGCCGGCCGUCUGUCACAGCAGAUCAACAGGAGACAGGCUGGUUUUCAGAGGAAGAUCAGAUCAGUUUCUCACACAUCAACUGGUCUCCCUAAAUGAAGGAAAUCGGAGCUGAUACAUCUGUACUCACCUACUUGGUUUGUUUUUUUCUCUUUUUUUCAGCUCCUGCUGAAACCCUUCCCAGGAAUAACCACCAUUGUUGGGUAUUUUAUUUUGAAAGUGUAACUGGUUUCAGUUAAGUUACCCUAUUUAGAAUGGAACAGUAGCAUUUCAUGUACUUUGAAAAAAUAUCUAAAUACAUAUUUACUUUUCAAGUCAUUUGACCUGCCACAGGUGGGUGGCUGGGAUCUAAGGUUCUGCUGGAGGACCCAGGGUUGGUAGAUGUUUCAGUAUCACAGCCUUUCUAACAACUGGUCUGUUCUUUGAUUUAUUUUUAUUUGGGGGAAAAAAAUCACUGGGAAGACUCAAAUUAUUUUUUCUAGACAAUAACGAGAUCUUUCUGGAAAAUAUGUUUGUUUUUGUUAUCAGUAAAGUACUUUAUGUUUUUAUCUAUCUAAAUCUUGUAAAAAGAAAAACUAUAUUUUGUAAAUAUUUCUCCUGCGUGGUUCUGGUUAUUAUUUCUAAGUAUGACUCACAUGUUGACUCUUGUUGGACCUCAUACCUCUAUUUAAAUCUUCCCAAUGAAGGAGCCUUCAAUAAAUGUGGACUUUUUAAUGACUCUAGCCUCUCCUUGUUUUGUUUUUUUCUUUAAUUGUCCUUGGUUGGUCCUGACAAAAUAAACACCUGGUUUCUUAAAGGGGAAGUAUUAUGUUAAAUGGACUUUUUUUUAGCUUUACAUCAUGUUGUUAUUCCCACAUCAAAAACAUCUGGAGUGUUGCUUUGAAUCUUUCAUGAAUGUUGGAGUAAUCCUUCAAUCUCCAUGGCAACCAUUGAGCUGUGGAAGACGCCUGGUUGGAGGUUUUCAAGCUGCCUCAUUAUAGCCCUGACUCUGCUUCUGAAGACUAGCAAACAACUAGCAACUAGCAAACAUCUUGUUAAUGGUUAAUAGCAGCCAUGUUGUGACGACUUCCUGAAGGAAGUUUCAGAACAAACAGGAUUUUAAAGAGACAGAGGCCCUAUUUCAAGGCAUUAAAUUACAAAGUCUAAUUUGUCAUAUUCCAUAUACAUUUUUAUUACAGCUGAAGGUAACUGUCAUAAAAUGGCCCAAUAUGGUUGGAAUAUAAAUACUGUCCCUUUAACUGCACAGUACUGUUUUUGCAUUUACUGUACAGCUUAUUAGACUUCAUUCUGUUUAUGUCUGUGUGAAUCUACUCACUUUGCUGCUGUUGCAACAAAAUUCCACCAGUGGGACAAUAAACAGAGGAACGGC